AUGGAAAGUUAUGAGAUAAUUAAAGAUAUUGGGUCAGGGAACUUUGGUGUGGCAAAGCUGGUAAGGGAAAAAUGGAGUAAUGAGUUCUACGCUGUCAAGUUUAUUGAGAGAGGCAUCAAGAUUGACGAGCACGUGCAAAGGGAGAUUAUAAAUCAUAGAUCCUUGAAGCAUCCCAAUAUCAUUAGAUUUAAAGAGGUGUUACUUACUCCAACUCAUCUAGCAAUAGUCAUGGAAUAUGCUGCAGGGGGAGAACUAUUUGAAAGAAUAUGCAGUGCCGGUAGAUUCAGUGAGGACGAGGCAAGAUAUUUCUUCCAGCAGUUGAUUUCUGGAGUCAGCUAUUGCCAUUCAAUGGAAAUUUGCCAUAGAGAUCUUAAGCUGGAAAACACACUUUUAGAUGGAAGCUCAGCACCUCGACUCAAAAUUUGCGACUUUGGUUACUCAAAGUCAUCUGUUCUGCACUCCCAGCCAAAAUCUACUGUAGGAACCCCUGCUUAUAUUGCACCAGAGGUCUUGUCAAGAAGAGAAUAUGAUGGGAAGGUUGCAGAUGUUUGGUCUUGUGGGGUGACCUUAUAUGUGAUGUUGGUUGGCGCUUAUCCUUUUGAAGACCCAGAAGACCCAAGAAAUUUCAGAAAAACACUUCAGCGAAUUCUUAGUGUCCACUAUUCUAUUCCAGACUAUGUUCGUUUAACUAAAGAGUGUAGGCACCUUUUAUCCCGAAUAUUUGUGGCCAACCCGGAGAAGAGAAUUACGAUACCAGAGAUUAAAAUGCACCCGUGGUUCCUAAAGAACUUGCCACUAGAAUUUAUGAACGAAGGUGAAGGUGGGUUGCAAAAUGAUGUCAAUGAUUCAUCUCAGAGCAUUGAAGAAAUACUAAGCAUAAUUCAAGAGGCUCGGAAGCCAGGUGAAGGCCCAAAAGUUGGUGAGCUGUCUGUUGGGGGUAGCAUGGAUCUUGAUGAUAUGGAUGCAGAUGAUGCUGACAUCGAUGAUAUUGAUACAAGCGGUGAUUUUGUUUGUGCAUUGUGA
Gastrolobium bilobum is the source of this 1023-nucleotide messenger RNA. RefSeq names its product serine/threonine-protein kinase SAPK2-like. The record is from RefSeq and is a predicted model, not a curated record. Gene Ontology annotation, molecular function: ATP binding; protein serine/threonine kinase activity. Lineage: Eukaryota; Viridiplantae; Streptophyta; Magnoliopsida; Fabales; Fabaceae. The transcript is spliced from 9 exons. Bases 1 to 1023 code for a protein of 340 amino acids. Gene Ontology annotation, biological process: protein phosphorylation; intracellular signal transduction.